AUGCAAGAACUGCGCAAAAAUCACGAAAGGAUUUCAUUGACGUUUCGUACCGUGUCGAUUCCGAAAUGAUAUCUGCCUAGUCUCUCCCUCCUCCAUUUUCCUCUUCCUUCGCCUGCCCAUCGCCAUAGCCAUUGCCAUCGCCAAUCCACAUCGAUGGAGAAAUCGCCAGCUCCUGAAAACGACAGCGACGAGAUCAAGGAUGCCGUGGCAUCUCCCCAUUCUCCGACUGUAGACGCGAGCCCCCCUGAAGUCCUUCAAGAACCGCCCGAGGCCGAAGAGAACGAGGUGGUGGAGGACUCUAAUGCCGAGGAGCCCGAUUUGACCCUCCCCCAGGUCUGGGAAGAGAUCGAUGCGUUCCUCGGACGUAACUCCGACUCGCCCCGCGACGGCGGGGAAUCGAAUUCGGAUUCGGAUCCCAUUGAGAUCCCGAGAGCCGUCGAGUUGCUUUCUAAGAACGUCGAGUCCAUGAUCGAUAAGUACGCGUUGGACGCGGGCAGGUCCAAGUUCGGCCACGACCCGGAGGAGGACUCGUGCUUCUUCGGCUCGGUUGGCCGGCUUUCGAAGCUCGCGGACAAGAUUGGGGAUUUAAAGCCGACUGCUGAGAAUGCGAAUGUAUUGCGUUCUUCUUCUCUGAACAGGACCAGCUCCGUGCUGCAGCAGGCGAUGUCAUUUUUGGAGGAGGAGUUUCGUGCCAUCCUCGACGAGGACUCCAAGACUGGAAGAGAUGAUUCGGAUCCGAAAUCUGCCAAGACGAAGCACUCGUCGUCGUUCAAUAAUUGCUGCAGUCAGGAAUCCGAUCGGUGCAACCUUCCGGAGCCCGAGCCCCCCUCCACGGAGGAGGAGUUCCAGCAAUUUACGCCCGAAACGAUCUCUGUCAUGAGCAAGAUUGCGGACGCGAUGAUCUGCGCAGGCUACGAGACUGAGUGUUGCGUGCUGUGGAUGAUGAUGAGGCGGAGGGCAUUCAAGUCGGCAUUGAGCGAGCGAGGGUUUGACGUCCUCAGCAUCGACGACGUCCAGCGGAUGCAGUGGGAUUCCCUGGAAAGAGAGAUCGCCACGUGGAUCGCCGCUGUCAAGCGAUGCUCCACCAUCCUCAUACCCGGCGAGGGCGCCCUCAGCGGGUCAGUGUUCUCGGGCCAGCCAGAGAUUGCGCAGGACCUGUACGGCAACCUCGCCCGCUCCGUCUCCAUCCGGCUCCUCGACUUUGCUGAGGCCGUCGUGCUGACGCAACGGUCCGCGGAGAAGCUGUUCAAGUUUCUCGACAUGUACGAGACACUGCAAGACCUGAUCGCUGCGGUCGAUGGGUCGAAGCAGUACCCAGAUGAUCCCAAGAAGAAGGAGGUCAGGGCGGAGAUGAUGGCGGUGAAGGGAAGGAUCGGGGAGGCGGCGGUGAGCAUAUUCUGCCAGCUGGAGAGCUCGAUCAAGAGCGACAGCAGCAAGGUCCCCGUCCCGAGUGGGGCCGUGCAUCCCCUCACUCGGUACACGAUGAAUUACCUCGAGUACGCCUGCGAGUACAAGGACACCCUGGAGCAGGUGUUUCAGCAACACCACGACAAGGCCGUCGUCGAGACCGCCAACGGCGAACCCACGGACGAUGCGGAUUCCUCGGCAAUGAAAGCGUCGCCGUUCUCAGUGCAGUUGUUGACGGUGAUGGACCUCCUGGAUGCGAACCUGGAUAUGAAGUCGAAGCUGUACAAGGACCCAUCGCUGCGGUAUAUAUUCCUGAUGAACAACGGGAGGUAUAUCGUGCAGAAGAUUAAGGGGUCGAGCAAGAUACAUGAGCUGAUGGGGGACACAUGGUGCCGGAGGAGGUCGUCGGACCUGAGGCAGUACCACAAGAACUACCAGCGAGAGACGUGGUACCGGCUGCUGCAGUGCCUGAACCACGAGGGCCUGCAGGUGAACGGGAAGGUAUCGAAGCCGGUGCUCAAGGAGCGGUUCAAGAGCUUCAACGCCAUGUUCGACGACAUCCACAAGACGCAGAGCACAUGGGUAGUGAACGACGAGCAACUGCAGUCCGAGCUUAGGGUUUCAAUCUCUGCAGUUGUCACACCAGCGUACCGGUCGUUCCUCGGCCGGUUCAACCAGUACUUGGACCCGGGGAGGCAGAGCGAGAAGUACAUCAAGUAUCAGCCCGAGGACAUCGAAUCUCUCGUCGACGAGUUGUUUGAUGGCAACCCGACGUCAAUGGGGAGGAGACGGACGUGACUUUCAAAUGGCGAGGAGAGUGGCUAGUAACCGCGAGGAUGUUGAUUCCUAUUGUGGAGAGAUAUCAUCAUGGGACUUUUUGUUAGAUGAUUAUUGUUUCCCGGCAAAUGACACAGUCCGGGUCGAUGCAAUUUUUUGGUACGCUUGACAAUUAUUACUGGGGUUGCUGUAAAAGUUCAAUUGACACUUUGAUAAUGGUAAUGUAACGAGAAGUUUCGCACACACGUUUUGGAUCUGACUCUGUUUAGUCCAUUUGUGUCGGCUCAUCUUUGUCGGGACCUCUCUCGUCCGGGAUCGCAUUACCAGGACAGGAAUACACUCCGACAUGACACUUUUGGGGCUCACCUAUUGAUAGCUU
Molecule: messenger RNA, 2563 nt
Organism: Rhodamnia argentea
Lineage: Eukaryota; Viridiplantae; Streptophyta; Magnoliopsida; Myrtales; Myrtaceae
Product: exocyst complex component EXO70B1
Exons: 1
Coding region: 154-2205 (683 amino acids)
Biological process (GO): exocytosis
Cellular component (GO): exocyst
Molecular function (GO): phosphatidylinositol-4,5-bisphosphate binding
Source: RefSeq, a predicted model, not a curated record